AAUGGAGUUGUUACUCCCUGGGUAAUAGUACAUCCGGGUCCUUCCGCAGUUUACCUGUUUCAGAGCACAGAGUGCUGUAGCGCCAGGUGAGGUGGAAUCUGGUGCAGGCAUGGCUGUAGACUGGCUCGGGUAUCUCUUCGCUGCACUGACAGCAACAGGAGGCAUCAUAGGUUAUAUAAAAGCAGGCAGUGGCAUGUCAUUGGUAGGCGGAGUGAUCUUUGGGUCCUUGGCGGCGCUCGGGUCUUUCCAGGUGUCUAGAAAUCCCAAAAACAUCUGGCUUUCGUUUGGGACAUACGGGACGCUGGCGGCUGUGAUGGGAGUCAGGUUUCUGAGCUCAUGGAAAAUAAUGCCGGCCGGGCUGAUGACGGGAGCGAGUUUAUUCAUGGUUUUGAGAUUAGUCCUGGGGUUCCUGUGGCCACGCACGAAAAAAAACUCAUGAUCAAGCUGGAAAUAAAAGUAAGAAGGGAAUUGAAUAACUACCUGCAUCUGCUUGUCUUUCUCACGACCCUGUUUGUUGGCAGGAACCGAGGAAAAUUGUUAUUCAUAUCGUGUUAAAUUAUGACAUUGUUCUAGAAAAAAAUAAUUCUUUUUUCAUUUUUAUUUUUCAAUCAAACAACUAGACACAGCAGAGUUUAUGUUAACAUUUUUAUUACGUUAUGUAUGUUUUUAUUUUGUUUUUACUGUUUAUCAAUUAAUUAUUUUACACAUCAAAUAAAAGUAUUAAAAC
Molecule: messenger RNA, 727 nt
Organism: Clarias gariepinus (North African catfish)
Lineage: Eukaryota; Metazoa; Chordata; Actinopteri; Siluriformes; Clariidae
Gene: tmem14cb
Product: transmembrane protein 14Cb
Exons: 5
Coding region: 110-439 (109 amino acids)
Biological process (GO): regulation of heme biosynthetic process
Cellular component (GO): mitochondrial membrane
Source: RefSeq, a predicted model, not a curated record